AUGGUGGAAAUGUCCGAAUAUCAAUGGGCGUAUUCACUCGUGGAUUCGUCUCGGGUUUCUACUUUCCUCAUUUCCAUACUUCUCAUUGUCUAUGGGAGUUUCAGGUCCCUAAACAUGGAGCAGGAAGCAAAACAGAAAGAGAAAGAGAGAAACGGGCAGCCAGAUACCAAUGUGCAAACACUGGACACAAUGCAGGCGUUGUGUCUACCUCUUGGAGCCUCCAUCUCUCUGUUGGUCAUGUUUUUCUUCUUUGACUCCAUGCAAAUGCUCUUUGCCAUCUGUACAGCCAUUAUAGCAACCAUAGCACUAGCUUUUCUAUUACUGCCAAUGUGUCAGUACAUCAUCCGACCCUGUUCUGAUGGAAACAAAAUAUCAUUUGGCAUGUGUGGAAGAUUUACGGCAGCAGAACUUGUAUCAUUUGCCUUGUCUGUUACGAUAGUGUGCAUCUGGGUUCUCACUGGACACUGGUUGCUAAUGGAUGCUAUGGGAAUGGGCCUUUGUGUUGCAUUUAUAGCUUUUGUACGUUUACCCAGUCUGAAAGUAUCCACUCUUCUACUUACAGGCCUUUUAAUAUACGAUGUAUUUUGGGUGUUCUUUUCAUCAUACAUAUUUAAUGCAAAUGUCAUGGUUAAAGUAGCAACAAGGCCAGCUGACAAUCCAGUUGGAAUUGUUGCAAAAAAACUACAUUUGGGCGGAGUCGUUAGGGAAGCUCCAAAAUUAUCUCUUCCAGGAAAGCUGGUUUUUCCCAGCAUGCAUAACAAUGGCCAUUUUUCCAUGCUGGGAUUAGGUGAUAUUGUGAUGCCAGGUCUCCUUCUUUGUUUUGUAUUGCGUUAUGACGCUUACAAGAAAGCCCAAAUAAGUUUGGCUGAGACCGGAGUUCCUCCUCCCAAUCAACUGAACAAAAUAUCCUACUUUCAUUGCUCUCUCAUUGGAUAUUUUCUAGGUCUUUUGACUGCUACCGUUUCAUCAGAAAUAUUUAAAGCAGCUCAACCUGCACUUUUGUAUCUUGUUCCAUUCACCCUCUUACCAUUGCUCACCAUGGCUUACCUCAAAGGGGAUCUCCGGAGGAUGUGGAGCGAGCCCUUCAUAGUUACCAUACCUUCGAAGCAUCAAGAAGUUUGA
Messenger RNA from Uloborus diversus, 1122 nucleotides. It is a transcript of the gene SppL, whose product is annotated as signal peptide peptidase-like 3. Gene Ontology annotation, cellular component: lumenal side of endoplasmic reticulum membrane; cytoplasmic side of endoplasmic reticulum membrane; Golgi-associated vesicle membrane. NCBI's taxonomy places the organism in Eukaryota, Metazoa, Arthropoda, Arachnida, Araneae, Uloboridae. The transcript has 13 exons. The record is from RefSeq and is a predicted model, not a curated record. The coding region runs from base 1 to 1122 and encodes 373 amino acids. Gene Ontology annotation, biological process: membrane protein proteolysis. Gene Ontology annotation, molecular function: aspartic endopeptidase activity, intramembrane cleaving.